AUGGAUUCGGACUCAGACGACUUCGAGGGAACUAGUGUUGUUCCCCGCGUGAACCGGUUCAAGCACCAAUCGUACAAGAAAAGCCUAAAGGAGGUCCAUCUGCCAUCUGCUCUUGACCUCACAAAGUUCGAUCAUGACAUCCCGGACAACGAAUCCCACUUUUACCUAGCUCUUCAACAAUGGCGACAACUCAAUCUAUCCCCAGCAUUUAUUCAGUUCGCGAAAAAGGUUGACCCACUCUCGAUAUCUAUGCCCCUCCUCUUGCAUAACUGGAAGGAAAUUAUUGACCUAUGGAAAGGCGCUUUGGAUGCAUCAGACCAUGAAGCUUUGAAAGCUCUACUCGACCUCCUGGAUAAGCUGGCUCACGAUCUACGAACCACCCUUGCCCCAUCAUAUGCUGAUCUGCUAGAGGUUCUCUUGCGACUUCUGCCACAACCUAUACCAGCACCUUCCCUCACAGCUCUCCUGGCGACACUUUCAGGACUAUUCAGGUAUCUUCUCGUACCGUCAAUAAACCUUGAUCUUUUGGACCAGACGUGGUCUUCUUUUCGUGCGGUACUUCCGACUUGCAAUUCUGACGUUCAACGCGCCGCCGCCGAGGUAUGGGGUUCCGUGCUCCGUCGGCUUAAGAGCGUUGCGAGGGAGAGAGCUGUGAUUUUGAUGGCAAAAAAUCCGGAAGGUGUCGAGGACGCCAGUGCGUGGAUGAUAGUCUUUGCAUGUAAAUCUAUUUCCCAAACCUUGCACACCAGUGCAGGUUCUUUGAUGGCUACCCUCAUUGACUGCCACCUGACAAGCGAUUACCCCGACUUAUCGUAUACUCUCCUGCGGCGUGUGCUUACCGCCUUGAUUCACCACUGUAACGGCUCGGAACAUUUUUCGGUUGUCGCCAGCCUCAUCGUUGAUCGCUUCUGUGCCGUGUCGCAAGCUGAGGGCGCAAAUCAACAGCAGCUUCAACGUGCCAUGCAAAUCACGUCCGUGGUCUGUGCAGUUCGUCAAGGUUCCCGUCUGUCCCGUCUGUACUUUUUAUUUCUCCGUCUUGUGCACUCGUUGAAAUUUUCGCCUGUAGCAUCCCAUCUAACACAGCUGGCCUCAAGACUGGGGUCACUGCCAUUUGACGCGCUCCUACAUCCCGAGAUCUUGAGUUUCGCGUCUUCACUCCUCGCUGCUGGCGAUAUGGUAAUGACCGCGGGGCCAGGACGCGCGUUUGUCGCUCGGGCUCUUAGCGUCCCUUCCUUCGGCUUGAUGCUCUGUGGUGUUCUCGCGGAGCUAGGAUGGGGUGGCUGGAAGCUUGUCGGACUACCUGCUCUUCUCAAAGCAACCCCUAGUCUCCUUCAGGCGGAGCCCUCCCUCACACUACGUCUUCUCGCAUCUCUACAAAAUACGGGAAAGCUGGGCGAGGUCGACAUUGUCUUCAAACGAAGCGUAGAUGGCUGGAUACAAUAUCGCUUAUCCACCUGGGAAGUUAAUGAAGAAUCGGUGGAUGACUUAUACAACAUAUUGGGUCUCUCCGUAUUCGUCGACUCGCUGGCACCAUUAUUGGUGCACAUCAUUGAACGCUCGUUGAAUACAUCGACACCCGAGGAAGACUGGCAAACAUCGCAUGCCAAUGCGGCCUGGGUGAUCGGAACAUGCAUGCAAGCUUUGUCGCGAUGCAAGUCAUCAUCCUGGGAAACGCAAGUGGAUCUGUCCGUCUGGACGACGGAGGUUGUGGAUCACUGGUCGUGGUCCGCGAAAGUAUUGAUGGGCCUCGUCGCGCUCCUCGAGACAAGCCCUUCUACAUCCCAGUCUCUUCCAAUCGCCCAACUAUACUCCCGCCUGCAAUCCCGGUUGCUUUCCCCCUCUCGACCAUUGCGUUUAAAUGUGUUGGGACUGUUGACGUCGAAGAUGGUGAAAUCUUCUCCCGCAGAACACGAUGCGCUGAAGCGCUGCUUGCAAGGCGAAGAGGUGUCCCUUGAUAUGCAUGGCGUACGCGAGCGCGUUCUCCGAAUAGGUAGAUUGUACCAGGUUGUGAGAGAUGAUGAACCACUUUCCGCUGAUAUCUGCGUUCGGUGGCUUGUUUCUCAACUGAAGGUCAAUUUACGACCGAUAUGGUCUCCAGCGUCAGAAGCUCUCUCUUCUUUAGCCCAGAGGUUUGGCAAUCUCGUCUGGGAUAUCAUAUUUUCGGAAUUACAACAACCCCAGGGAGCCCAAGAAACUCCUAAAUGGCUGACCGCCAUCAAGGACGAUGAGAAUGACAUGGAUCCUUGGGAAGAAGAACGAUCUUGGAGAGACCCUACCGCACAUAAGCUUCGGGGUGCCGCUGCAAAUUGGCUCGAUAAGCAUCACCACCGCAAAAUCAUCAUUUCGGAACAAAAAUCGUCCGAUCGGUUCGAUCCCGUCGCGUUUGAAGCUCAGGUUCUCCUCACUCUCGGACAAUGCACAUCUUUAGCGGAAAAACAUAACCGCGAGUUGGUGACCUACUUCCUUUCUAUCGCCGGCCCGGAUGCUCUAUCACGAUUGCCGAAAUAUAAGCUUCAGUCGUGGUUGACGCUGUUCAGCAAGUUUGGCAAUCCAAAGGCUCUGCACUCCACAGACACGCUGCGAGAACUGUACCGCUCCCUCAUCUCCUACCCCGAUCGGGCAUUGCAAACGGUGUCCUUAUCCUGCUUGCUCGCAUAUAAGUCGCCCCACCUCCAGCAUCAUGAGGAGAAGUUGCGCCUCCUCCUCGACGAAACUAAGUGGAGAGAUGAGUUGACGUCUUUGCAUUUGUCGUCGAUAGAGAUCAAGGACCGACCGCAGCUAGUGGAUGUCAUCGUUCGUCUGCUGUAUGGGCUCAUGUUGGAAAGGAAGGGUCGCUCUAGGGGUAGUGAUCGCCGGGCUGCUGUGCUGACAGCAUUGGCAGGAUGCACAGACGAGGAACUCUCUCUUCUAGUGGAUCUGAUGUUGAAACCGAUGCAGUCUGACAGCCAUGCUUGCCAGGAUGACAUGUUCUCACUGCGCAAUAUUUCCUCGGACGUCUCAUUGAAGCAGCAAUCUGGUUACCUGACUUUGUUGGGUGACGUGCUGAAGAACCUUGGGUCGAGAUUGACCACGUACUGGCCGGCUUUGCUCGGGACCACACUCGAUCUGGUUGCUCAUGCUCAGAAGCAGCUGUCGAAUGUGACGGCAGCCGAGGCUAUCGAGCAGGUGGAAAACGAAGCGGACGAAGAGGAGAGCGAAGUCGGAGAGGUAGUCCAUUCCAGAGCCUUGCGUUCCGUGAGGCAACAAGGCCUCAAGCGGCUUGCCGAUUUCUUUCGCUGCCCGGUCGAAUUCGACUUCACACCCUAUCUCUCCGCGUCAUUUUCCGAUAUCGUUGCUCCACGUCUGGAGUUAUUGGAUCAAGAGAACACUCAAGCCCCUUCCGCGCUCAUGGAAUUGUUCUAUAUCUGGACCAGUCGGCCAGAGUAUUCGGUGCACCUUGUACAACACGACCCUCGUGUACUGCCGAAGAUUCUCGACUGCCUUGUCGCGGCCAACGUCAAGCCAGCAGUGAUCAACAGAGUAUUCGACAUCGUAGAGCGCCUGCUGCUGUAUUCUGCGGAUGACAGUCAAUUCCUGGAUUUGCUCAUUCAACCACAUAUAUCGCAGUUGCUCAGGAACCUCACAACUUUGGUCGAACGCACGAAGGCUGAUGCAGCGCUUUCAAGUCCUAUCACUCAGCGCCAAAUCAGCAUACUUUCGGAGGUCGCUCGUUACGCUGCAGAUUCUACGCAGGCCUUGACUCUACUCGGCCUUCUCUCCCCUUUGCUACGCAAGUCUAGCAGAAUCAUAUCUGAGAAAGUCAAAGUCAAGCUUCUCAGCACCCUCGGUCAUAUAUUCCCUCUACUCACUGAGCUGUCAAAUUCCUCCUCCAUCGAAUUCUCCAAGGCGUAUGAGCUUCUUUCACAGCUCUUUAUGUCGCUUCGCUUCACUGCUUCUCGACUCGCUCUUACUUCAGCUUUCAAUCAGCUCUCAGUGAUCAAUCCGAGUAUUCAAGAGCUUGCAAGCCUGCUCGAAUCACUCAACGCCUGCUCGUCGAAGCGAAUCGAUGAACCUGACUUUAAUCGUCGGUUGACUGCGUUCACGCUGCUCAAUGAGCAGAAGUACGCUACGCUAUCAUGCCGUGAAUGGCUUCCUGUCCUUUCGAACGCACUAUAUUUUGUGCAGGACCCUGAGGAGCUGGCCAUCCGCAACAACGCUGCUUUCACAAUCAGACGUUUCAUCGACCUUACAUGCGACCCAUCAAAUCCAGAAUUCGAGACGCUCCUCAUGCGAACUGCCCUUCCGGCGCUCAAAAACGCCUUGAAGUCGAAGCACGAGCUUGUGCGUGCGGAGUCGCUCGGUGUUAUUUCGUACGCUGUGUCAAAAUGCGACAGAAUCUCCUCACUGCAGGAGAUGCGUCCUCUCCUUGCUGGUGGUGACGAGGAAGCUAGUUUCUUCACGAAUAUUCAUCACAUACAGAUUCAUCGUCGCACAAGGGCUUUGAGACGCCUUGCCGAGUACUGUGAUGAGGGGGCCAUGCGCAGCAGAACGCUAGUCGAAGUAUUCCUUCCGCUCGUCGAGCAUUACAUUGUCCCAACGGCCUCCCUCGACCAUCUCCUUGUUUCAGAAGCCAUCAAUACGAUUGGGCGCAUUGCGAAGUACCUCGGAUGGAGUGCAUACUCGACCCUUGUGCACAAGUAUAUCCGAUCAUCAAAAGACAAGAGUGAAGGCGUCCGCGUUUACGUCCGUGCUCUAGUCGCGAUCCUGGAAAACUUCCACUUCUCCGUCGAAGACGCUGUGCAACACGUGGAUCCAUCGGCAGAUGACAUUGCAAACAGUGAUCACGAAGGGUUGAUAGAUGAAUUGCAUAUUCCUUCAGCUGAUAAACAGGAGACUAAAAAAAUCGCCGAUGCCGUUCAUACCCGCCUUUUGCCUUCGCUUUUGGCCUACCUCUCUAAUCGUGACGAGACAGAGGACACCCUUCGUAUCCCAAUAUCGAUGGGUAUUGCCAAGGUUGCCUUGCAUUUACCUUCUGCCUCCCGAGAUAUGCAAGUGGGCAAGCUUCUGACAGUCCUCAGUCAGAUAUUGCGUAGCAGGUCACAAGAGACUCGCGACCUCGUGCGAGAUACGAUCUGCAGGAUAGCUAUCGCACUGGGCUCCCCUUACUUACCCGUCUUGUUGCGAGAACUCCGCGCAGCACUCCUGCGUGGACCGCAACUACACAUCCUGGCAUUUGUGUUCCACGCAGUGCUUACCCACGUCACGUCUGCGCAGGGCAGCAAUGACCCUGCGAUCCAAGAUCUGGAUGACUGUGCCGCGGAUAUCGCUCACGUCUCCGCAGAAGUAGUCUUUGGAGAGUCAGGAAAGGAUGUGCAGCACGAAGACUUCCGGACGAAAAUGCGAGAAGUACGCAGCAGUUCUUCCAAGGGACUCGAUUGCUUCGGGCUGACAGCUCGAUACGUUUCGCCCAAACGCAUUAGUGCGCUCCUCCUGCCGCUUCGCUCCAUCAUUGCAGAAACGGGUUCGUUCAAAAUCUUGCAGCAGGUCGACGAAGUUCUCAGACGUAUUGCCAGUGGACUCAAUAGCAAUGCAAGGCUCACACCCGCUGAAUUGUUGGUUCUGUGCAACACCCUGAUCAGUCAAAACGCCAAGUUCUUGCAGGAAGUCACAAAGCCCAAAAAGAAGUCUAACAAGAAAGCUGAUGCUAUCGUGUCACUGCAACGCCGAAUCGUCACGGACACCGACCAUUAUACGAAUAAUUCUUUCCGUUUCGUCGUCUUCGGUUUGGAGCUCUUCAAUACUGCGUUCCGACGCUCUCGUUUUGACUUCCAGGACAAGCAGAUCAUCAGUCGCCUGGAUCCGCUCGUAAAGCUCAUCGGAAAUGCUCUUUAUUCCUCCUCAGAACCAGUCCUCAUCGCUUCUUUUAAGGCUUCGGCUAGCAUCCUCCGAUGUCCACUCAACUCAGUCUCAUCGUCUGCACCCGUUAUUGCCCGUCAAAUACUCGCGAUCGUCCGUUCUACUGGUAGUGGGGAGUCCGAAGUUGCUCAGGCUGGUCUCAAGGCCCUGGCAAGUAUACUACGGGAGUGCGAAGCCGCUCAGGCUAAAGAGAAAGAUUUGCUCUUCCUGAUCGAAUUCGUUUCACCAUACCUCGAGGACCCCGACAGGCAAGGCACCGUUUUCGCGUUACUGAAAGCUGUUGUGGCACGACGACUGAUUGUACCCGAGCUCUACGACGUUAUGGCUGACGUCUCUGCUAUCUUGGUCACGUCACAAUCGGCACAGACUCGCGAGUCUGCUCGGUCCCUUCUCCUUCAGUUCCUCCUCGACUAUCCUCAAGGUUCUGGAAGAUUGCAGACCACACUUGGUUUCUUCGCCCGAAAUCUUUCUUAUGAACAUGCAUCAGGACGUUCAAGUGUUCUCGAACUUUUGGGCGCGCUUGUGUCCAAGUUCGACUCGGCAUUGCUGGAAAAACACGCGGAGAUGAUCUUCGUUGCACUUGUACUAUGUCUUGCCAACGACGAGGACAAGUCUUGCAGAGAAGCUUCUGCAUCUGUCCUUCAAAGCUUGGUCAAAAGGUUAGGAGAGGGCGAGAGAAAAGUAUUUGUUGGUCAUCUGCAUGCGUGGGCCAGUCAACAAGGACAGGAAAAACUUAGGGCAGUUGCGGUGCAGGUAUACGGGCUCAUCAUCGACGCUUUACAGCGGGAAGCUUCCCCACAUGCCGCAGCCCUGUUCGCCGAUGUUCAACAGAUCUUGGACAACAGUAUUCGAUCGCUGACUUUGUCUGAUGGCGAUGGAGAAGACAUGGAUGUUGACGUAGAAUGGCAACCACCGUACCAGGCAAUCCUCGCCGUCUCGAAGCUCCUGCAGACCUUACCUGAGCAUACACUUGAUGCGGUGAAAUGUACCCAAGACAAACUCAUCCCAUAUCUCCUCUUUCCACACGCUUGGGUUCGCACAGCAGCUUGUCGAUUGUUUGGCGUGUUCUUCGCAUUUCACGGCCCGACCCCUACUCUCGAGAAUUCGCAUCUUACCCUCCAGUUGAUGAAAGAUAUCGCAGAGAAGCUAUGCACGCAGUUGAAGAGCCCUCAUCUCGACGCAAAUCUUGGUCUACAGAUCGUGAAGAACCUAUUUUUCGUCGGAAAAUUGUUCUGCACUGUCGCGUCCUCCUCGUCCUCAGGGAGUAAUACCAACGAUACAGCCGAAGCAGCUGAGACGGAAUCGGACGGUGGUGAGAGUGAUGAUUCCGCGGAACGCCCUACGCAGAUGAGUCCAGAAAAACGCUCUCAGGAUCCUCUACCUUGGCUUUUCUCCAAGCUGUCGUACCAAGCUCGCUCAGCCCACAUCGCACGGCGGAAUCGCGGUAAUACUUCUAGUCAAACAACCUGGUCGCUCGCUCCCUUGUCCAUUCUGCGCUUUUUCGCUGCGAUGGCGUCUCACAUGCCGGACAGUCAACUCGAGCGGUUCUUGCCUCACAUACUUACACCUGUCUACCGCAUAACGGAGGACGACACAAUCCGGGAUGCCGGAAUGGAGGAGCUGAAAGUUACGGCCACCGAACUUCUUGACUUACUUCAGAACAAAGUUGGCACGACGAUUUUUGCCAAUACGUACAACCGCAUCAGGCAAGGCGCAUCCAGUAUUCAGCAAGAAAGAAGAGUUGCGCGGGCCACGAAGGCAACCACUAACCCAGAAGCCACUGCCAAGCGCAAAUUAGCUCGAAAUGCAGGCAAGAAGGAGAGUCGAAAGAGAAAGAACAGGGCUUUUGCCGACAGUAGAGGGAGGCUAAAGAGACGGAGAGAAGAAGAGUAA
Suillus paluster is the source of this 7788-nucleotide messenger RNA. Its product is annotated as armadillo-type protein. The record is from RefSeq and is a predicted model, not a curated record. The coding region runs from base 1 to 7788 and encodes 2595 amino acids. Gene Ontology annotation, cellular component: small-subunit processome; 90S preribosome; nucleolus. The transcript is spliced from 13 exons. NCBI's taxonomy places the organism in Eukaryota, Fungi, Basidiomycota, Agaricomycetes, Boletales, Suillaceae.